AUGCUUAGCCUCUCGGAAACCACGGGGCAACAUGGCGGGGGCACAGGCGGCACAAGCUCGUCCUGCCGCCUCAGAGGCGAAAGCCCGUCCGGCCCCCGCCGCCCAACUGGUCCGGUAGGACCUGCCUCAUGCCAAGGGUCCGCUCUGGGCUGCUCCACGUCGCGCCCGGGAGGCUGUUUUCACUGCGCCCGCUGGAGGGCGGCCUCGCCCGGGCCGGGCUCUCCCAGCUCUGCUCCUCGCUGCUCCGAGCCGGGGGCGGCGCCGCAGCCGCUGCCCGUCACAAGCGGCGCCGGUAAGCAGCGGCUGCAGACGCGGCGUCGGCCCGGACUGCGCGCACCCCGGCGGCCGCAGGGAGGGGAGAGGGAGACGAACCCGGACCGGAUCAGGCCCGAAGCCAUGUCACUCGCCCACGCUACGCCGCGGGCCCCGCUGAGGCCGUGCUGCGCCGCCGAGCCGAGGGCCCCACAAGAUGGCGGCCCCGAGCCAGGCGCGGCCGAGCCGGGGGAUGCUAGCACUUCCGGCCCCAAGCACAGCGGAGCGGAAGUGCGCGUUCUGGCCCCGCCCUCGGCGGGACGAACAGGGCGGGACUACGGCUCCUUGGAAACGGAAACGGAGGCGGCGGCGAUGGCGGCUGGUGUGGGCUACGAGUUGCGCUCGCGGCAGCGGCCCCCGGCGGGGGAGACGCCGGCGGGACGUUGGGCGGGAGACGGGGCCUCGGGCAGGGCGAGGCCGUCGAACACCGCGCCCCGGCGCGGGAUGCCUGACGCGCCGGCAGGGAGUGAAUAUCCCUUUGUCAAAUUGACUCGACCCAGCAUAAGAAGUUUUCAAAGGGAAGAAUAUGCUCUCUUCAGUGAAAACAGAGAUUCCAAAACGUGUGAAUCAGAAAAACAAGAAGAGCCACAUGAUGCGUACACAGAAGAUUCGCUGGAGGGAGUUGCAGAGGAGGAAGCAGAAGAAGAGGUUGACAUUGAUGGCUAUAAUGCUGAGUGUCCAAAGACUAACACACAUUCACUGCUGAAAGAAAGCAACACCAUAGCUGAGGAACACUGGAAAAGCCAACCACAGAUACCACAAAGUCUCCUGAGUUCUUUUAUACAGACACAACCAAGCUUUGAUCAAAAGACAACUAUUAGGUCCAGGAAGUCAAAUGAAGCUGAAUAUAGAGAUUCAUCCAGUGUACACAAGCAGGUUCAAUCUGCAACUAAAAUGCCUGGUGGACAGUCAAGUAACCAGCGGUCUUUGAUGUGGAUUCUGGUAGUUGUGGCUUUAUUCGCUAUUGGCCUGUGUUCUAUGUGGGUGACUCAGUCCUCCAAGAUUUUGCCAAUUAAAGAUUCUCCAAUUCUGCGAAUGUUCCAGGAUGAGAUGAAAAAAAUUAAGAAUGUCUACCCAAAUCAGGAUGAAAAGCUGUGGAAGAGGAUACAACUGUUCCUUGAGAAACGUCUCAAUAAUUCCCAUUCCUAUUCAGAGCCUGCAAUCUUAUUGCUUACAGCUGCCCAAGAAGCUAAAAGUGCUCUGAAGUGCUUAAGUAACAAGAUCGCAGAAGCCUACUCCUCCUCCCUGAGUACUGACACAAUUGAGAUUGAUUGUGCAAGUACAGUGUCACAGGACAGCGAUACAGCAAAGCUGGAUGUAGAUAAACUGCUGAGCUCUGGUUUUGAGAGCGGCAAGAAGGCAGCAGUGGUGCAUCAGUUUGAAUUGCUGCCUGCAGGAUCCACCCUGAUCUUUUAUAAGUACUGCGACCACGAAAAUGCAGCCUUUAAGGAUGUGACUCUUCUGUUAACUGUCCUUUUGGAUGAGGAGUCACUGGGAAAGAAUCUCAGCCUGCGGGAUGUUGAGGAGAAAGUGCGUGAUUUCCUCUGGACCAAAUUCACCAAUUCAGAUACUCCCAGCUCCUAUAAACACAUGGACACAGAUAAGCUGAGUGGACUGUGGAGUCGUAUAUCCCACUUGGUUCUACCUGUUUGGCCAGAAAGUGCUCUCUCUCAGAGCUGCUAAUCAUAAGUAAAAUCAGUUGUGGAAAGAAAGGGAGAUGAAAACAAUUGUGGUCGUUGGGCUGGGUAGAACUUCUGCAGCUGCUGAGCUAAGGCUGUACAACAGUGUUUCAGCACAGACCAGUAAAGUUAUUCUUUUUAAAGGAACUGGGGCUCCUCUAGAUAAGGGGAGUGUAAUGGUGGAAUAUAAUUUUUGAUAAAUUAGACUACAAGUGAUUUAUUGAGGGCUGGUGCUCUGUAGAUGGAAGUUUUUUUAAUUGUAUAUGGCUAUCCAGGUGUCUUGGUAUAGUAGACUAAUUACACUCUGGGAAGUCUUCUAUGCUAGGAAGUAGUAUUGACAAUUGAUUAUGACAAGGUAAUGGAACUAAUGAAUUUGCAGACUCAUUGACCAAAAUACAUUUCCCUUGUCCUUCAGGCCAAAUCUUAUUAUAGUGUUUAAUGAGGCUGCAUGCAUCCAAGCAUAGGUUUUCUUUUGUUCCAGCUAACUAUGGCUUGGGUAUCAGUUACCUUUUGUAUUUCUACUAUUCUAAAAAGAUCUAAAAAAUGUUCUGCUUCAGAGCAGACUUCUCAAAAUGAAGAUGUAAUUGUUUAAGUGAACUUUUUACAAAACAGUUCUAGAGAGUUAGAGAAGCUGAGAUGAAGUGAUUGCUCCAAACAUCCAUCAACAGGUCAGUUCAGAAAUAACCCAUCAGUGUAUCUACCCUGCAGUGCAUCUCAAAUCACAAAUUUUAAGGCUCAGAACUUGGUACAGAGCAAAGGAGAAAUUCUAAAUGCUGGUCCAGUGCAUGCUAAAGCCCUGCUGGAUCUGCUCUAAAAUGCCUAAGAAGUGCAAAUUGUGAAUAAGUUAUUUUGGACAAGUCAAGAGGUUUUAUUAGAAAGUUGAGAGUAGUAUUUUUUCAUUGACAAAAUGUGCAUUUAUUACUGUUUGUUAAUGUGAUAUCACGAUCCUGUAAAGAUACCUCUUCCAAAUGUGUGCAGUAAACCUGUUGUUUCCUAUUUACAUUUUUGCAGAAAAAAAUAUUUUGCCUUAUUUAACAUUGUAUAGAGUCCCUCAUGUAAAAAAAAAAAAAAUCCCUGAAAUCUACCACAUACUAAAAUUAUAUUAAUAUACUUGUAUUGUAAAUACAGAGAGGAACUGCCAUACUUUCUCUCUGUUGUUACUUUCCUUGACUAUGCCAGAUUAUUUAUCAUUCCUUAUGUUUGAAGAAUACACAAACAGAUGCUCCAAAUUUAUGACAUAUUUUCUUAUAAUGGCUGCCAGGUUUGUUGUACUUUUAAAAUUGCGUCCUUUACUUGUGAGCUUCUGUAUGCUACCCUGUUAUACAAAUAUACCAGGCUUUAUAAACAGGAAAACCUCCUAUAGGAGGCUUCAGGGCCACUAAGUAUCUGUUUUGAGACUAAGAACACAAAAGGUUCUGUUUGUAAUCUGAAAUGGGCUGAAUUCACCAUGAAUAUCAAUGCAGUUCCAUGGAUUUGGAAUUAUGUUUCCUGUUUUUGUAAGAACUGGAAGCUGGCAGCUAAUUUGUUUUAUGUGGAGGUACUUAGCAAGAAAAGAGGUAUGGAAGUGCUACAAUUUUAAAUGCAUAAAAUAGCUCAGGAAGAAGAGAGACUUUUUAAAUUUUACAAACACUUCAUUGUCUGAAUGCUUCUUUUAAACUGAUAUGAAUUAUUAUAUUGCUUUGAAAUAAUCAAUGACUGCAAAUGAUUUAAACUAUAUUUUAGUAAUUGUUAAAAAAAAUAAAUCUGCUUAUUUGUGUUAUAAA
Molecule: messenger RNA, 3754 nt
Organism: Alligator mississippiensis (American alligator)
Lineage: Eukaryota; Metazoa; Chordata; Crocodylia; Alligatoridae
Gene: TOR1AIP1
Product: torsin 1A interacting protein 1
Exons: 9
Coding region: 1-1995 (664 amino acids)
Biological process (GO): nuclear membrane organization
Cellular component (GO): nuclear membrane
Molecular function (GO): ATPase activator activity
Source: RefSeq, a predicted model, not a curated record